Messenger RNA from Exophiala dermatitidis NIH/UT8656, 1167 nucleotides. Its product is annotated as RNA exonuclease Rex2. Gene Ontology annotation, molecular function: 3'-5'-RNA exonuclease activity; nucleic acid binding. NCBI's taxonomy places the organism in Eukaryota, Fungi, Ascomycota, Eurotiomycetes, Chaetothyriales, Herpotrichiellaceae. The transcript has a single exon. Gene Ontology annotation, cellular component: mitochondrion. Bases 1 to 1167 code for a protein of 388 amino acids. The record is from RefSeq and is a predicted model, not a curated record.
AUGACAGGCCUGGAUCCACAAACCGACACCAUCAUGAGCAUAGCAUGCAUUCUCACCACCUCGGAUCUCCAACCAUUGGACUCUCAAGGGUUCGAAGCCGUCAUCCAACACACGCCGGCCCAACUAUCGAAAAUGUCGGAAUGGUGCGUGCGCACGCAUGGUGCCAACGGCCUGACUCAACAGUGUCUGUCCAGCACGACCACUGCAAAAGUCGCAGCCGAAGCUUUACUAGCUUAUAUCAAGCACUACAUCCCAGAGCCUGGUCGGGCAUUGCUUGCGGGCAAUAGCAUCCACGCCGACAAAGCAUUUUUGACCGUCCCGCCCUGGAACAUUGUGCUGGAACAUCUGCACUACCGGCUCUUUGACGUGAGUGCCAUGAAGGAAAUGGUGCGACGGUGGGCGCGGCCCGAGGUGCUGGAGGGCGCGCCAAAAAAGCAGUUGAAGCAUUCUGCCCGUGAGGAUAUUUUGGAAAGCAUCGAAGAGGCAAGGUAUUACAAGAAGCUGAUUGAAGGGAUGAUGCUGGCGGCCCCAACGACUUCUCCUGCCGCUGCAGCUGCCGCUGCUAUCAACAACACUGCUGCUGGUCGUCGAAUCGCACAGGAAGGAGUACCUCCGCUCCAAGCUGCAACUACAGCAACUCUCCCAAGCACUGGUACUGGUGGAGGUGGCCAAGAUCACGUUCACCACGCCGUACCACAGCAGCAACAGCAGCAGCAACAUUUGCAGACACGGCCCCCGCAGUACAAUCCACCAAAUCCCAACCAGCAGCAACAACAGCAAUCCCAACCCCAACCCCAAAUCCAGCAACAACAACAACCACCCCAUCUCCAAAGUCAGACCAAGUCUCCUCUACAAGCAAAGAAUUCCGCCACCGCCGUCGGAUUUGGACCAACCAAUCAAGCUCAAGGUCGAACCCAUGGUCAGGGUCAGGGUAAGGACCAAAGACAAACAGACGGCCCCGGAAACCAAUACGUCGAUUACCCUACAAACACCAACAACCCCAACAACGACAACAGCAACAACCAUAUAAGACAUCCUGGUCCUGGACCCGCUCCCGCCCUGAAUACAAAACAAGGCCAGGAAGCUCUACAGAUGAUGUCGAACAAUGGUAAUAGGGCAGGUGAUGUGGGUACGCUGGACGCCGGGUUUCGGACUGAUGUUCCUUGA